This is a messenger RNA of Daphnia pulicaria, 2404 nucleotides long. RefSeq names its product beta-1,4-mannosyltransferase egh-like. The transcript is spliced from 8 exons. The coding region runs from base 346 to 1836 and encodes 496 amino acids. Gene Ontology annotation, molecular function: beta-1,4-mannosyltransferase activity. Lineage: Eukaryota; Metazoa; Arthropoda; Branchiopoda; Diplostraca; Daphniidae. The record is from RefSeq and is a predicted model, not a curated record. Gene Ontology annotation, cellular component: cytoplasm.
ACGUCAAACGUAUACUUCAAAAGUCAGCAAACAAAUUUCAAAUACGUCAAAGUCACCGUAAACGUCAAAAAACGCAAAAAAUGACGUAACGUACGACGUAACGUCAAUAUUUGACGUAAGUCAGUAAAUGACGUUCGCACCACUGAUACCUGAUAGGUUUUCCCUCGUUCUGUUAUCUGCUCUGCUCACGGCUCAUGACCUUUAUAGAACAGCUAAAAGCCAGAAAACCAGCUUUUCCGAAGUUGUCUUUAAGAGACUGAACGAGUGAAUGAAAAACUUCUUUCAGCUAUAGACGUCUUCUUUUUUAGAACUUUGGCCAAUUGUGGAUUGCCAAUAACAGUAAAGAUGAGGAAUGUUUCUAUGAUGACAGGUGCUGUAAAACGAGAAGUGUUUCAUAUAAUUCACUGUGCUGCCUUAACUGGAACAAUUAUUUUUGUGAUAAGUCUGGGUGGUGGACUGGGAGAAAAUAAUUCAAUCGCCUUUGAAACAGAAGAAACUUUGAGUUCAUGGGAACAGUAUGGAUUUUUUCUAGCUGCAGUUCUCUAUGUUACUAGGUUCUUGACACUGUUGUGCCUACCCUUGGCUUUAUUCAACUUUUGGGGUCUUGUGCUUUUUAAUGCAUUUCCUGAUCAACCAAAAACAAAGAUUUUCUCAAGGCGCGACCACGUCAGUGUUCCUUUUGUUUGCUUUCGUGUGGUUACUAAAGGAGAUUUCCCCCAAUUGGUACGCAAUAAUAUUUUGAAGAACCGAAACAUUUGUGAGGAAACUGGUCUUGAGCACUUUACAUUUGAAGUUGUGACAGACAAAUCAAUAUCCUUGGUCACUAGCAAAAAAGUACGUGAACUAGUUGUUCCGGAAGAUUAUGCCACCAAAUCUGGAGCUUUGUAUAAAUCAAGGGCACUUCAAUAUUGUCUGGAAAAAGAGGUCAACAAUUUGAAUGAUGAAGAUUGGAUCGUACAUCUUGACGAAGAGACCCUACUUACGAGCGGUUGUAUCAAAGGGAUUGUAAAUUUCAUUUGCGAGGGGAAACAUCAUUUUGGUCAAGGCGUGAUAACAUACAAUAACGACGAGGUCGUCAACUUGAUGUUAACUUUGUGUGAUUCAAUUCGUGUCGCCGAUGAUAUGGGAAAAUUGCAAUUUCAAUUAAAGGUGAUGCACAUGCCAAUUAUGGGAUGGAAAGGAUCGUAUGUCAUAUCGAAUGUGGGAGCUGAGAGAGAUGUAAGCUUCGAUCAUGGACCAAGAGGCUCGGUGGCAGAGGACGCUUACUUCGGACUCAUGGCAGCCAGCAAGGGCUACUCGUUUGGUUUCAUCGAAGGUGACAUGUGGGAGAAAUCGCCUUUCACUAUUAAGGAUUUCCUGCGACAAAGAAAACGAUGGCUACAAGGACUUCUACUUGUUGUUCACUCGUCAGAAAUUCCUUUGAGGUUUCGAAUUCUUCUUGGUUGCUGCGUAUAUGCAACAGCGACGGCACCGUUGUCCACUUUAAAUGUGUUUCUUCAACCAUUGUUCCCAAUUCAGAUUAGUCGUUUUGUAGAUCUCUGCGGAUGCUUCGUUGGAGGCGUUAUCAUUUACAUGAACCUAUACGGAACGUUCAGAUCCUACACCUACAGUGCCAAGCACGUUGGGAUAGGCAAACUCCUAGCUCUAUUCAUCCUAGGAUUUGUCGUGCAACCAUUUAAAUACAUUUUGGAAAUUAUUGCUAUUUUGUGGGGCUUAGUGACACCCAAAAACGAGUUUGCAAUAGUUGAUAAAAAUGUAGAGCAGAACGAAAUGGAAAACACGGUUUCCGUUGUUCCCAGUGAUGCGAACGUCACCGAAAUUUUAGUGACGUAUUAAAUUACGUCAAAGUUAUACGUAAUUUGAAACCAAUACGUAAUAAGUAAAAAAAUGACGUCAACGUAACUCACUUUUUUUCAACGUCUGACGUUACGUCAUCAAUACAUCACUAUUUUAUUUAGAAAUUUUCGAAAUUUGAUAUUAUACACUAAGGGCAAUUUAAAAAAAAAUUAAAUUUAAAUUUCACCUCAAGUGAGUAGGAAUAAUUGGAUAAUUAACGAAUUUUCAGACGCAACAAAAUAGUUGCCCAAUUUAAAAAUUACGUAUUCGAAAAUCCUGGAAAAAAAUUUGUUCACGUCAAACGUAUACUUCAAAAGUCAGCACGAAAAUUUCCGAGAAAAUUUCAAAUACGUCAAAGUCACCGUAAACGUCAAAAAACGGAAAAAUGACGUAACGUACGACGUAACGUCAAAAUUUGACGUAAGUCAGUAAAUGACGUUCGCACCACUGAAGACGUGCGUGUCGUGCGUCACUCUACAAUAUUUUCACGCUGUAGUCAUGGUUAUUUUCAAAAUGAAGUUUAUCUUGCGCACAUUUUCUUGACUGAUGCAGAAAGUUUUCACACUAU